This is a messenger RNA of Trypanosoma conorhini, 690 nucleotides long. RefSeq names its product ESF2/ABP1 family protein. Gene Ontology annotation, biological process: endonucleolytic cleavage to generate mature 5'-end of SSU-rRNA from (SSU-rRNA, 5.8S rRNA, LSU-rRNA); endonucleolytic cleavage in ITS1 to separate SSU-rRNA from 5.8S rRNA and LSU-rRNA from tricistronic rRNA transcript (SSU-rRNA, 5.8S rRNA, LSU-rRNA); endonucleolytic cleavage in 5'-ETS of tricistronic rRNA transcript (SSU-rRNA, 5.8S rRNA, LSU-rRNA). Gene Ontology annotation, molecular function: RNA binding. The transcript has a single exon. NCBI's taxonomy places the organism in Eukaryota, Euglenozoa, Kinetoplastea, Trypanosomatida, Trypanosomatidae. Bases 1 to 690 code for a protein of 229 amino acids. The record is from RefSeq and is a predicted model, not a curated record. Gene Ontology annotation, cellular component: nucleolus.
AUGCCGGGCGGCGGCGGCGGCGGCGGCCACGACGAAGUCGACGACGACUACGUUCCCCCCGCGCGGCGCGGGGUGUUGUUUUUCUCGGCCAUCCCGCGCGACAUGCGGCCGCAGGAGGUCCGCAUGCACUUCAGCGAGUUUGGGACGAUACUGCGGCAGAAGUUUACGCCGUUCCCGAAGAAGGAGCGACGCCCCGGCGGCCCGCUGCUGCCGCUGCAGUUCAGGAGCGGCUACUUGGAGUUCGCCCACGCCGCGGACGCGCGACGGGCAGCGGCGGCGAUGAACGGCACCUCCGUCGCGUGCAAGCGACGGCGCAAGUGCCACGGCCAGCUGUGGACCGUGAAGUUCCUCGACAACUUCUCGUGGGACACGCUGCUUGAGGAGCGGGAGGGGGCCCUGCGCACGCGGCGGCAGCGCGAGGCGGAGGCACGCAGCACGGAGCGCGCCAUUAACGAGGCCUACCGCGCCGCCGUGCUUGCGAAGGGGCGGCGCAAGCGCCCGCGCGCCGAGGCGGCGGCGGCGGCGGAGGGGAAGCCGCCUGAGCCCGACGGCCCUGCGAGGGUGGAGCGGCGUGAGCGAAGGACGGCUGCGCGGGCCUCUUCUGCCUCUGCCUCUGCUUCCGCUGCUGCUGCUUCUGCAGGCGACACUUCCCUUGAGGCGGGGCGGAAGAGGCGGAAGGGGCAGCGCUGA